This is a messenger RNA of Pieris brassicae (large cabbage white), 4821 nucleotides long. RefSeq names its product myosin heavy chain 95F (gene jar). The transcript is spliced from 26 exons. The coding region runs from base 182 to 3898 and encodes 1238 amino acids. Gene Ontology annotation, cellular component: actin cytoskeleton; myosin complex; endocytic vesicle. The record is from RefSeq and is a predicted model, not a curated record. Gene Ontology annotation, biological process: endocytosis; vesicle transport along actin filament; actin filament organization. Gene Ontology annotation, molecular function: actin filament binding; ATP binding; microfilament motor activity. NCBI's taxonomy places the organism in Eukaryota, Metazoa, Arthropoda, Insecta, Lepidoptera, Pieridae.
UACGCCGCGCAGACGUGUUGGCAAGUAGACAGUGCGGGUUUUAAAAAUAAUAUUUUUUUAUUUUACUUUGUGAAAGUUCGCAGUGAGGUGAUUUGUGUAUUUCUGUAAAAUGAUUAUUGUUUUUUAACAUCAAUCGUGUCCUGUGAUUUUUGAUCUUUGCAAAGAAGACAAAUCGUGAACAAUGACGAUGGACAAGCAGCUGGUAUGGGUGCGGGACCCAAACGAGGGUUUCCUGCUCGCCCGGCUGCAGGAGCUGAUGGGGGAGGAGGCAGACGUGUUCCCCGUAGACAAUAAGUACCCCAAACGGGUCGUCAGCUUUGACGACAUAUUCCCCGCAGGGGAUCCAGCCAAGGAUGUCGACGACAAUUGUGAGUUAAUGUUCUUAAACGAAGCGACUCUUCUGAAUAAUAUGCUGACGCGGUAUAAGAAACGCAAGAUUUAUACGUACGUCGCAAAUAUCCUGUUGGCUGUCAACCCAUACGAAGACAUUCCAGAUAUGUAUUCCCCAUCUACGAUUAAGAAGUACCACGGCAAGUCGCUGGGAGAGCUACCACCGCACGUGUUCGCUAUUGCCGACAAAGCAUUCCGUGAUAUGAAAGCUCUGAAGCAGUCACAAUCGGUGAUUGUGUCCGGAGAAUCAGGCGCUGGUAAAACAGAAUCAACGAAGUAUAUUCUCAAGUAUUUGUGUGAGUUGUGGGCGAAGGCAGCUGGGCCCGUGGAACAGAAGAUUUUGGAUGCCAAUCCAAUCCUAGAAGCUUUUGGAAACGCAAAAACGACACGUAACAACAACAGUUCUCGUUUUGGUAAAUUCAUGGAAGUACAUUUCAACAAUAAAUACCAAGUCGUGGGUGGUCAUAUAUCACAUUAUUUGCUGGAGAAAUCCCGUAUUUGUACGCAAAGUAGUGAAGAACGUAAUUACCACGUGUUCUACUUGCUAUGCGCGGGCGCACCGCAGGAGUUGAGGGCGGCGCUUAAGAUUACCAAGCCUGAUGAUUAUACGUAUCUGAAGAAUGGGUGUACGCAGUAUUUUACAACGGCUCAAUCCGGGAAGAAAAUAAGUGCCUCUCAAAUGAGCAAGCAACACCAGACAAAAGGGAGUCUAAGGGACCCAAUACUGGAUGAUGUGGAAGACUUCCAGAGGCUACAUUCGGCGCUAUCAAGAGUAGGUCUAUCGGAAGAAGAGAAGAGGUCAGUUUACAGUGUGGUAGCGGCCGUACUCCAUCUCGGUAACGUAGAGUUCGAGGAAGAAGGCGGAGCCAGGGGUGGCUGCAGGGUCUCUCCUCACAGUGAAGGUGAACUUCAGGUGGCUGCCGGCCUUCUUGGAGUGGAAGCUGGGGAACUGAGGAUGGCUUUGGUCUCCAGAUUGAUGCAGAGCUCUAGAGGAGGAAUGAAGGGCACUGCUAUUAUGGUCCCACUAAAAACCUACGAAGCGCAAAAUGCCCGCGAUGCCCUGGCUAAAGCGGUGUACAGCAGACUGUUUGACUUCAUAGUGCACAGGAUCAACACCAGUAUCCCGUUCCAGGCCUCCUCCUAUUACAUUGGAGUCCUCGACAUCGCUGGAUUUGAAUACUUCCAAAUGAACAGCUUCGAGCAAUUCUGUAUUAACUACUGCAAUGAGAAGCUCCAGCAAUUCUUCAACGAACGUAUCCUGAAGAACGAACAGGAACUCUACCGUCGCGAGGGUUUGCACGUGCCCGAGAUACGAUUCGUGGAUAACCAGGACUGUAUCGAUCUAAUCGAGAGCAAGAAUCACGGCAUAUUCCAUAUCUUGGAUGAAGAGUCCAAAUUACCGAAGCCCGAAUUCGGACAUUUCACUCACGCAGUGCACAAGGAGCUCGGAGCUAACAAUAGCAGAUUGCAGGUGCCUCGCGCGUCCCGUUUGAAAGCCCACAGGACUCUAAGGGAUGAUGAGGGAUUCCUGUUGAGGCAUUUCGCGGGUGCGGUCUGCUAUAAUACGAACCAAUUCAUAGAGAAGAACAAUGACGCCCUGCACGCGUCUCUAGAGUUUCUCAUCCAGGAGUCGCGUAAUGCCCUCGUCCAGCAGUUGUUUGAGACGACAGACAAUAAUAACGCCAAGGGGAAGUUGAACUUCAUCUCCGUCGGCGCUAAGUUCCAGAGUCAAUUGUCACAACUUAUGGACAAGUUGAAGGAAAAUGGCACAAACUUCGUUCGUUGCAUAAAGCCAAAUUCGCGUAUGGUUGGUGGGGAAAUUGAGGGCUCCCUAGUGCUGACUCAGCUGCAAUGCAGCGGGACCAUAUCAGUGCUGGCCUUGAUGGAGCACGGAUAUCCUUCGAGGGCGCCUUUCAACGAUCUUUACCAGAUGUAUCGGCAAUAUUUGCCGCCGAAAUUGCAGACUCUGUCUCCGAAGGUGUUCUGUCAGGCCAUAGUCCACAGCUUCGGUCUAUCGGACAGAGACUACAAGUUCGGUGUGACACGCGUGUUCUUCCGGCCAGGGAAGUACUCGGAGUUCGACACCAUGAUGCGGUCGGACCCUGAGAACCUCAAGUCCAUAGUGGAUGCGGUUCUGGCUUGGCUCGUCAAGUCACGCUGGAGACGAGCGGUCUUUUCUGUCCUCUCCAUUAUUAAGUUGAAGAACAAAAUCCUCUAUCGCCGCGAAUGCCUUGUAACAAUUCAGAAGUCGGUCCGCGGUUACUUGGUGAGACGAGCUCAUCGUCCGAGGUACAAGGGCAUCGCGAAGAUACGGGAACUGGAGAACAGUUUGACAGAGAUGGAUAGCGUCACGGCGCAGCUGAAGAAAGAGAAGGACAGCGCCAAGAAGAAUAUCGAGAAUUUGAGGAAUAGUAUACGGAACGCUUGCGCUACUAUUAAGAGUAACGAGAAAAUCAGCCGAACAGAGAUAGACCAAUUGUACAAUAAACUGACGAAGGACGUAGAGGCGCAAAUGGCCGCUCUGCAGAAGUCCAUGGUGGAUCAGAAGAACAGAGAAGAACAAGAGAGGCUUAGACGUAUGGAAGCGGAACUGCGUCUUGCGGAAGAAGUCAAACGGAAAGAGGCUGAACGCAUGAAACAAGAGGAAGAUAAUAGGAGACUUAAAACGGAAAUGGAAGCGCGUCGUAAAGCGGAAGAAGCGGAACGUAUACGUUUGGAGGAGCAAGACAGACGCGCUGCAGAAAUACUUCAGAAGCAGCUGGAAGACGCUGCCAAGGCCGAUCUUGAGAAUCGAGAAAGAUUGGAACAAGAGCGCCGUGAUCACGAAAUGGCCGUGCGCCUUGCGAAGGAGACCAACGGACACGUUGAGGGCUCACCGCCACAAUUGAGAAGUUUCCCAACAAUGGACUCAGUGAACGGAGAAAAUAAAUUGAACAGGUCGGAACGCGUGCGAAUGCAACAAGCAAUGCAAGGCAAGCAAAAGUAUGACCUGUCUAAGUGGAAGUAUUCGGAAUUACGUGACACUAUUAAUACAUCCUGCGAUAUCGAGCUUUUGGAGGCUUGCCGCCAUGAGUUCCACCGUCGCCUCAAGGUGUACCACGCUUGGAAGGCAAAGAACGCCCGCAAAAGCACUAUGGCUGACCAAGAGAGGGCCCCACAGUCUAUAAUGGAUGCAGCAAAAAGCCCCCGAAUCCAGCAAAAGGGCGAGAUCUUAGGCGCCAGACACCGCUACUUCCGCAUCCCGUUCGUCCGAGCUGGUGACGGGGCCAACGACAAGCGUGGAUGGUGGUACGCGCACUUCGACGGACAGUACGUCGCGCGACAGAUGGAGUUGCACGCGGAUAAGACGCCCGUACUGCUGCAAGCUGGUAUUGACGACAUGCAAAUGUGCGAGCUAAGUCUAGACGAGACUGGUCUGACGCGUAAACGCGGUGCAGAGAUAUUGGAACACGAGUUUGAGAGGGAGUGGGCGCGUCACAACGGACCGCCAUACAGGCCUACGCACUAGGGUACAAGUUAGUAAUGAGGUACAAAAUUGAGCUUUUCCAUGUGCCUUUCUGAUAGUGCAAUAUUUGGUCCACGAGACUGAUCAUAAGUACACAAUUUAGACAAGUAGCAGAAUAUAUCCUAGAAAAAUCAGUUAUACACCAUGUACUUUUACAAAUAAUCUUUGACUUAUCUUUUCAAAAACUUUCCUUCUAUUUGUAUCUUCGAGUCUCUAUUGACUGGCCAGUUAGGAGAUGUAACGUGUGUGCUUCAGUCAAUUGUAAACAACUUGUCAUAUGUCAGACUUUUGACAGACGGAAUAAAUUAGUUGAAAUUACGUUACCUGUAUCUUGACCGUAAAUAAAAAAUAAUAUUACACAUUCCAUACAUAUUUUUAUGAUCGCAUUGUCGCUAUUUUAAUGUUUAUUUCUUUAAAACACAGAUGGCGCCAUCUUUGUGAGUGAUAACUUCUUUUCAGUAUUCAUAGGUUGCUUUUUACUAGUUUGCUCAUAUUGUGUGUAUUUUUACUUAAUUUUUAUUGACUCUGUCAACGUCAAGUAUGUCUUAGUGAAACAUAGAUUUAGAAUACGUAUUGCUUUUGUAAAUAUUUUUCUUGUCACAUGAAAUCAUAAGAAAAGUAUCGGAACUUAGAAAUAUUAUUUAUAUAACAUUAUUUUUUCUUUAUACACGGUAAUAUAUUAUAUUUACAAAAAAAAAUAGUUGUACGGCAUAAUUUUUUGGUAAAUUCACAUUUUAUCAACAUUCCAACUGAGGUUUUAUACAUUCUAAAACAGUAUUUGUAACAGUAUUUACAUUCCUAACGAUGACAAUUUUCUUUUAUAAAAUGUUGUUAAAAGUACAAUAUAAAGAGUGCCUUUUAUGCAAAGUAGACUAUGAGUUUGUUUACGUGUUAUGCUUUACCAAAUAAAUAUAAGAUUGUACUGA